Messenger RNA from Maniola jurtina (meadow brown), 819 nucleotides. RefSeq names its product trypsin CFT-1-like. The record is from RefSeq and is a predicted model, not a curated record. Bases 46 to 819 code for a protein of 257 amino acids. NCBI's taxonomy places the organism in Eukaryota, Metazoa, Arthropoda, Insecta, Lepidoptera, Nymphalidae. Gene Ontology annotation, biological process: proteolysis. The transcript is spliced from 5 exons. Gene Ontology annotation, molecular function: serine-type endopeptidase activity.
UAAAAACAACUUAGUGCCUAAUUAUUGACACCUAACUGUGAUACGAUGAAGACGAUUAUAAUUUUGGUGGCAAUAUGCCUUGCUACUGUUGCGUCGCUCCCCCGGCAGCAGGAGAGGAUAAUCGGGGGGUCGCUUGCCAGUAUCAACUCGUACCCGUUCGCCACGGGGCUCCAAAUCACGUCCAAUGGCGUCAGAUACCAGCACGCAUGCGGCGGUACCAUCCUCAACAACAGAUCUGUCCUAUCCGCGGCUCACUGUUGGUUCCGCAACCCUACCGCUAACAGAUAUCGGAUUCGCGUUGGUUCAGCCAAUUCCAGCAGCGGGGGACGGCUGCACAAUGUUGCCCGCUUCAUCGGCCAUCCUCAGCACAACAUGAGGACUCAUGACAACGACAUCGGGAUCAUCCGAGUGUCGACGGCCAUCCAGCUCGGCAGCGCGUCAGUGCGCGCCGGCUCUAUCGCCCCAGCCAACAUCAAUAUACCGGACAACUCGGACGUCAUUGCUAUCGGAUGGGGAGUCACCAGCCAACAUGCGCAAGUGACUUCGGAGCAACUCCGGCACGUCGGUCUGAGGACGACCAAUCAAGCCAGAUGCAAUAGCGCUUUCGGAGGAUUUCCCAUAACCGCGAACAUGCUGUGUGCCAACUGGGAAGCCGGUGGCCGUGCCGCGUGCUUCGGCGACUCGGGCACCGGCCUCAUCUUCCGAGGCGUGGUCGUGGGCGUCGCCAGCUUCGUGGGCAGCGAGUGCGCGAGUGGGCGCUGGCCUAACGUCUUCGCGAGGGUGUCUCGAUAUGCCGCCUGGAUAAGAAAUAAUUCUUAA